This is a messenger RNA of Knipowitschia caucasica, 2190 nucleotides long. NCBI's taxonomy places the organism in Eukaryota, Metazoa, Chordata, Actinopteri, Gobiiformes, Gobiidae. The record is from the annotation of a GenBank genome assembly.
AUGUCGGCCCCCGCACACUCCGAGGUGAAGGAGCUGAGUCCUGUCGACUUCAUACAGCUGCAGCAGUACAUCGAGUACUGCAGCCUGAAGGUGAAGGAUGUGCUCAGAGAAUUUGACCCAGAUGGAAGUCUGGCCCGGCAUCGACAUGGAGAGUGCAUCAACGAGGAGGGCUUCCGUCUGUUCCUGAAGACGUAUUUGGAGGUGGAGGACUUCCCUGUGGACCUGUGCCAGAGACUAUUCCGCUCGUUCCAAAACUCCAAAGACUCCGCAGACUCCGCAGACAGCAGCAAGGAGGUCUUUCUGAAGGAUGUGUCCUGCUACUUCUCUCUCCUCGAGGACGGACAACCACGGGACAAAUUGGAGUUUGCUUUCAAGCUGUAUGACAGAGAUGGCAAUGGGGUCCUGGACAGCUCUGAAGUGGACAGGAUUAUCGCUCAGAUGAUGCACGCAGCAGAGUACCUCGGCUGGGAUGUUUCAGAGCUACUUCCCGUGCUGAAGGACAUGAUGACGGCCAUAGACGCGGACAGCAGUGGCACCGUGUCUCUGGACGAGUGGGUGAAUGGGGGCAUGAACAAUGUGCCCCUGCUGGUUCUGCUGGGUCUGAAGGUGACGCAGACGGAUGGGCAGCACUUCUGGAGGAUGAAACAUUUCAACAAACCGGUUUAUUGUAACGUGUGUCAAAGCAUGCUGCUGGGGCUCCGGAAACAAGGCCUGAGCUGCUCUUGCUGUAAAUACACUGUCCACGGCCGCUGUGCCAACAGGAACCCUGCUCCCUGCACCAAGACCUACGUCAAGUCAAAGAAAGACACCGGGGUUCCAACACACGACUGGGUGAGUGGGAACUGUGAUUCCAAGAAGUGUGAUAAAUGCCAGAAAAAAAUCAAGAGCCUCCAGGGCUUAACGGGCAAACACUGCGUCUGGUGCCACACUAUGCGCCAUGAUGAAUGUGCGGACCUGGAGCCCAAACAGUGUGGCUGUGGACCGCUGCGGGACCAUAUCCUGCCUCCGUGGGCCAUUUAUCCUGUAAUAAAGGAAAGAGCAAACAACGGCAGUUCGGGACCUGGAGACGACAGUGACCUCAAUAUAACUCCAGAUGGACAGGUUCUGCAGAUCAGCCCUGUUCCCAACACUCACCCUCUGUUGGUGUUUGUGAACCCAAAGAGCGGAGGCAAACAGGGCGAACGAGUCUUACGGAAAUUCCAGUAUUUAUUAAAUCCACGACAAGUUUACAAUCUGUCAAACGGAGGCCCAGGCCCAGGUUUGAGUUUCUUCAGGAGUCUAGAGGACUACAGGAUAUUAGUGUGUGGGGGAGACGGCACAGUGGGCUGGAUACUAGACGCAAUCGACAGGGCAAAUCUGGCGGUGCGUCCCCCGGUGGCAGUACUUCCUCUGGGCACAGGAAAUGACCUCGCUCGGUGUCUCAGAUGGGGAGGAGGAUACGAUGGGGAGGACUUGUGCCGUAUCCUGAAGGACAUCGAGUUGAGCACAGAGGUGAUGAUGGAUCGCUGGAGCGUACAAGUGAUCACUGACGAGACGCAGGAGGAAGGAGACCCGGUGCCUUAUGAAAUCAUCAACAACUACUUCUCUAUUGGGGUGGAUGCAUCCAUUGCUCACCGGUUUCACACAAUGAGGGAGAAGCAUCCACAAAAAUUUAACAGCAGGAUGAAGAAUAAAUUGUGGUAUUUUGAAUUUGCGACGUCUGAAACCAUUUCUGCUUCUUGCAAAAAACUCAAGGAGAAUUUAACGAUUGAGUGUUGUGGGACCCCGCUCGAUCUCUCCAGUCUUUCGUUGGAGGGCGUCGCGAUCCUAAAUAUUCCCAGCAUGCACGGCGGCUCCAACCUGUGGGGCGAGAGCAAGAAAGGAGACGUAAAGUCCGGUCCAGACGAGCCACAAGUCAUCGUGGACCCAGAGGUGCUCAAAGUCACGUCUCAAGAUCUGAGCGACCGUCGGCUGGAGGUGGUGGGAUUGAUGGGGGCGAUGGAGAUGGGGCAGAUUUACACUGGACUGAAGAGCGCAGUGCGACUCGCCAAGACCUCACAGAUCACCAUCAGGACAAAGAAAGCACUCCCCAUGCAGAUCGAUGGAGAGCCGUGGAUGCAGCCUCCGUGCACGAUCAUCAUCACACACAAGAACCAGGCCAGUAUGCUGAUGGCUCCUCCUCAGGCCAAGUCCUCCGGCUUCUUCAAGUAA